AUGGCAAACUUUGGGUCGAUCUUGAACACAGAAAGCGUAGGCGAGAAAGAGUGGAGAAAAGAUAGUAUGUUGUCAACGUCGACGACAAGCCCUACUUCCCCCACAUCGCCGGAUUUCGUGCCCUCUACAGAACCACGAACGGUAGUACACCAACCCGGUGGCGCCUCCGAUCGUUAUCGCUAUCGCGUUAACGCUUCCGGCGAGCAUGAAUCCCAUUCUGGCUGCCCGGAUUGUCUUAACUGCUUAGUGGAUACCAAUGAGCGUCCCCUGUAUACGAUUCCUGUCCUCAUCUCUUGUGCUAUUCUGGGCAGCCCCGACAAAAGGAUGCUCGUCAGCGAAAUAUACCAGUCGAUAAUGGACAAAUACCCCUACUUUACCUCGUCAGAACUGGUCGAAACCCGUUUCAAGCAAUCUCUUCGCCAUCAGCUAUCCCUAAAUCGACUCUUCGAAAGAGAACAAGGACAACGACUCCUCACCCGCGGAUUUUACUGGAGCGUCAAUCUCACUGCGCCACCGGGCACGAAACGGCCGCGCAAGCGCGGUAGCCGGAAAGCAGAUGAAACCGAUACGCCUGACGUACCAAAGCGCGGCCGUCCCACACAGGCGCCGCGACCGACGGCGCAAGAUCUCAGCCGUGGCGAGCCCGACGAACUUGGAGCAGGACUAGAGGCACCACCGCUAGAAGAUGCGUUGAUGGCGGAAGUGCACGCGCCGUAG
Molecule: messenger RNA, 717 nt
Organism: Peniophora sp. CBMAI 1063
Lineage: Eukaryota; Fungi; Basidiomycota; Agaricomycetes; Russulales; Peniophoraceae
Source: the annotation of a GenBank genome assembly